This is a messenger RNA of Sesamum indicum (sesame), 1727 nucleotides long. RefSeq names its product thiosulfate/3-mercaptopyruvate sulfurtransferase 1, mitochondrial. Gene Ontology annotation, molecular function: thiosulfate-cyanide sulfurtransferase activity. NCBI's taxonomy places the organism in Eukaryota, Viridiplantae, Streptophyta, Magnoliopsida, Lamiales, Pedaliaceae. The record is from RefSeq and is a predicted model, not a curated record. Gene Ontology annotation, cellular component: mitochondrion.
AGUGGGUUUUUUGUUGAUAGGUUCAAAGCUGAAUUGUACAAGGAGAAGGUCCAAGUUCUGGGAUAGAAUCAAAUUCCACUCUGCAAUCUCAAAACCCUUUUUCUCCAAUUCGGUUGAUACAGCGGAUCAGCGGAAGAAGCAAAGUUGGAGAGAAGACAAAAGUCCCUCUUCUUUAAAUACUGCAAGUUUAUUUGGUAACUCUGAUUUAUUUACCUCUUUCCAUCGGUACUUUUGGAAUGGCAUCCGCCGUUUUCUCCAGGGCCCUCUUCGCCCGUCGCAUCGUUCAAUCAUCUUCACAGUUCCUCCAAAAAUCCCAAUUCUUUACUUCAGUCUUCCCGAAGAGAGCAUUUCCCUCAUGGUCAGGUUCCUCCAAUUUGGCAUAUAAAACCUCGGUAUCCAUUUCUUGUAGCAUGUCUUCGGCAUCAGUUGCAGCGCAAGCUUCAUUCUCCAUGAAAUCCUUGUCAACCAGUGAGCCUGUUGUUUCAGUUGACUGGCUCCAUGCCAACCUCCGAGAACCUGACGUUAAGGUGUUAGACGCAUCCUGGUACAUGCCAGAUGAACAGAGAAAUCCACUUCAAGAGUAUCAGGUUGCACAUAUUCCAGGUGCACUUUUCUUUGAUGUUGAUGGCAUAUCUGAUCGAACUACUCAUUUGCCACAUAUGUUGCCAUCAGAAGAAGCGUUUGCUGCUGCUGUUUCGGCGCUUGGCAUUGAGAAUAAAGACGGGCUUGUUGUUUAUGAUGGAAAGGGAAUUUUCAGCGCUGCCCGUGUUUGGUGGAUGUUUCGAGUAUUUGGGCACGACAGGAUUUGGGUUUUGGAUGGAGGCCUACCAAGAUGGCGUGCUUCAGGAUAUGAUGUUGAAUCAAGUGCAUCAAGUGAUGCUAUAUUGAAAGCUAGUGCAGCCAGUGAGGCAAUAGAGAAAGUGUACCAGGGACAACGGGUUGGACCAAUUACCUUCCAGACCAAUUUUCAGCCAGAUCUCAUCUGGUCACUUGAACAGGUUCAGAAAAAUAUUGAGGAACAGACACAUCAGCAUGUAGAUGCUCGCUCCAAAGCUAGAUUUGAUGGAGUUGCACCGGAGCCUCGAAAGGGAAUAAGAAGUGGCCAUGUUCCAGGGAGCAAAUGUAUUCCCUUUGCCCAGAUGUUGGACGGGUCACAGACACUCUUACCUGCCGAUGAGCUCAAAAAGAGAUAUGAACAGGAAGGAAUCUCAUUGGACAAACCCGUAGUGACGUCAUGUGGUACUGGUGUAACUGCAUGUAUUCUGGCAUUGGGCCUUCACCGGUUAGGGAAGACCGAUGUUCCAAUAUAUGAUGGUUCAUGGACAGAAUGGGGAGCAAAUCCUGAUACACCCGUUGUCACUUCCCAAGAGUAGAUUCAAGUGGUAACUUUGAUGUCCAUCGACACACCCACAUCCCUGAGAUUUGCCUCUUCACUAGAUUCCGUUGACUCUGACGAAAAGAGAAUGUAAAAUAUUUGACAGGAACUUCAAAUCCUUUGAGUAAUUUCAUUUGUGAAUGUCUUAAAAACUGGUAUGUCAUCUUCUGUGGAUGGUGGCAUAUCUAUCUAUCACAGAUGCGUGUUGGUUUGUAUGGAUGAGAUGGGGAAGAGGGAAACAGAAGGGUGGAGAAAUAGUAAUUCCACCAGCUCCAGUCUUGGCAUCAGCUGGAAUUACUGAAAUUGAUUCUUGUUGAAUACACCUCAAGGCUGAUCUUGCUCAUUGCGUAUC